Messenger RNA from Fundulus heteroclitus (mummichog), 3276 nucleotides. It is a transcript of the gene ldb1b, whose product is annotated as LIM-domain binding 1b. Gene Ontology annotation, molecular function: LIM domain binding. Bases 55 to 1299 code for a protein of 414 amino acids. The transcript has 11 exons. The record is from RefSeq and is a predicted model, not a curated record. Gene Ontology annotation, cellular component: nucleus; transcription regulator complex. Lineage: Eukaryota; Metazoa; Chordata; Actinopteri; Cyprinodontiformes; Fundulidae. Gene Ontology annotation, biological process: positive regulation of transcription by RNA polymerase II; negative regulation of transcription by RNA polymerase II; nervous system development.
AGUGUCUGAGUCAGAUCUGGGUAUAGCUGUGAAAGUGCAUUUGUAGGUGACAACAUGGCGAUGUCUGAGCAGCUUGAGUUUGAUGGAGGCUGUUCCUCCAAGUCAUUCAAGCUGUACUCCCCCAAGGAGCCCCCCAACGGUAGCACUUUCCCCCCCUUCCACCCCGGCACCAUGCUGGACAGAGACGUGGGUCCUACUCCGAUGUACCCGCCCUCAUACAUGGAGCCAGGAAUAGGGAGGCACACGCCAUACGGUAACCAAACAGACUACAGAAUAUUUGAGCUCAACAAGCGGCUACAGAACUGGACGGAGGAGUGCGACAACCUGUGGUGGGAUGCCUUCACCACGGAGUUCUUUGAAGACGACGCCAUGUUGACCAUCACUUUCUGUCUGGAAGACGGACCCAAACGUUACACGAUCGGCCGGACGUUAAUUCCCAGGUACUUCCGGAGUAUAUUUGAGGGCGGGGCCACGGAGCUCUACUACGUGCUGAAACACCCCAAGGAGUCCUUCCACAAUAACUUUGUCUCCCUCGACUGUGAUCAGUGCACUAUGGUCACUCAGAACGGGAAGCCCAUGUUCACACAGGUGUGCGUAGAGGGCCGCCUGUACCUGGAGUUCAUGUUCGACGACAUGAUGCGGAUAAAGACGUGGCACUUCAGCAUCAGGCAGCACCGUGAGCUCAUCCCCCGCAGUAUACUGGCCAUGCACGCCCAGGACCCACAGAUGCUCGACCAGCUGUCCAAAAACAUAACAAGAUGUGGCCUGUCAAACUCCACCCUCAACUACCUCCGGCUGUGUGUUAUUCUGGAGCCCAUGCAGGAGCUGAUGUCCAGACACAAGACAUACAGUCUCAGCCCCAGAGACUGCCUCAAGACCUGCCUCUUCCAGAAGUGGCAGAGGAUGGUGGCCCCCCCUGCGGAACCCUCGAGACAGGCGCCUAACAAGCGGCGGAAGCGCAAGAUGUCCGGCGGCAGCACCAUCAGCGGAGGAGGAGGCGCCAACAACAACAACAACAACAAAAAGAAGAGCCCCGGCAGCGGCUUCCCUCUGUCCAGCCAAGUUCCGGACGUGAUGGUGGUGGGAGAGCCCACCCUGAUGGGCGGCGAGUUCGGCGACGAGGACGAGCGUCUGAUCACGCGGCUGGAGAACACGCAGUUCGACGCGGCCAACGGCAUCGACGACGAGGACAGCUUCAACAACUCUCCGGCGCUGGGCUCCAACUCGCCCUGGAACAACAAGGCCCCGUCCAGCCAGGAGAGCAAGAGCGACAACCCCACCUCGCAGGCCUCCCAGUAGAGGCCGGGGGUCCCCCCCCCCCCAUAACCUCUAUACAGACCCCCUCUGUCAGCCCCCCCUCCCCCACCCCCACCCUACCUCUAUAGCCAUGACUGCAGCCAAAUUGGUCCAUAGUCUGAUUUGCAAACCAAACACAGCUGUAGCGCUCCGACUCACCCACAGGUAGCCUGAAGGAGCUCGGUCUGCCCCUCCCGACUGAACCAGACACGUUUAGGCACCGCGUCCCGGCACCGUCGCUCUCCUCCUCCUCCUCCUCCAACCUUUUCACACAAAACGUCCCGUCUGCCGUUGCUCAUUGUUGCGGACGGAGAUCGGGUCGCCAAGACUGAGAAGUAGCAGGAAUUUAUUCCACACCAGAACCAAGUUACACUAACCCAUCGGGAACCGGCCGGGGCGGGCGGGGCCGGUGGCAGCAGGGGCUUCGCCGCGGUGGCGAGUCGCUUAGGGACCUCUACGUCCACCCGUCAUCUGAACACGGCUCUCGAUUGUGAUCCGCUCUGCUGAUGCACAAGCCACGCUAAUGUUAAGACUGUGUGUGUGUCUGUGUGUGAGCGAACGUGUGUGUGUGAGGAGAAAACCUGAAACGUGACGUUUAUCUGUGGCUUUGCUGAGGCAGACGGAUCCCAACGGAGCGUCGGGUUUUUUAAAAGCUAACACACUAGCAUGAAGGCUAUUUUGAGGCACUAGGGCAAUAACCCACACAUGUAUAGUCACACCCAUGCAUACACACAUGACGUAGAUCAUGACUGAAGGAUUUUGAAUGCCCCCAGUGCCCCAGCCAUCUCUGAUUGGACUACAGUGAUUGCAGUCUUUCAAAUGGAAAGCAUUUACAACACACACACACAUACACAUACACACACACAGCUACACAUUUUAAGAGUUUUUAUACAGUAUAUAUAUUUCCCUAGAAUGUUUUUUUUUUUAAUUUGUAUUAAACGCCUUCAUUUCAAUUACUUUUUAUUUUAUUUUCUACCAAUACUGAAAAGCUACAGACCAAGGAGCAACACAGGACUUUUAUCCCCCUUCCCCCCUUCAUAAAUAUAUAGUUUUUUUUUUUUUAAAUCUUUUGUUUAUAAAAGAGAAAUAAUUUAGUGUGGAUGUUUUUAUUUUGUCUUCUUUUUUUUUUGUUUUGUUUUGUUUUUGGGGAUUUUUUGUGUAUUUGUGCUUGUAUAUUUAAGGUAGUAGCAAAGUUCUGUCUGACUGUAAUAAAAUGUAUUCUUACUUAGAUUUACCUAAAGCCAUCCCGAUCUAAUGUAAAGAAACAAAAAUAGGAAAAAGGAGAAAAAACUCAUGAACCUGUUCCCUCUCCCCUCCCCUCCCCUCUGCUGUCUUUCCUCCUUCCUCUUUUUUUAAAAUAAAGCUCGUGUAAAUUAAAUUACAGACCCCUGGGGAUACAAUGGCACCAUGGAAAGAUGAUUUUACUUUAGUUUUUUUUUCUAUUUAUUUUUAAAAUUCACGCUUGUAUUUUGAUUAAUCAUAGCAUCCAUGACAAAUUUCUUUUUCUGUAUUUCAUCUUGAUGUCGAAGUGAAUGUGCUCAAUGGCUUUUAGUUUCCCUGUAACCUUGUUUCAUCACUGGCUAAGAAACAAUCUUUUUUUUUCUGUUUUGUUCCUUUUUUUUUUUUUUAAAUGGGUUUUUAUGUUAAAAUUCUCUUUAUUUGUACAGUCAUGUUUAUAACCAUCAGUGUCACCGACCAAUUUAACAUUAAGUACAGUCUGCGUAUUUUGGUAGCAGUGCUGAGUCUGUAAAGUCAAAUAGAGAACAGCUCUGUUAUUGGUUUGUACAUUUGUUUUUUUUGUUUUUUUUGUUGGAGUUGAUUCCAGCUGCAUUUAUGAUUGAGUUUGAAUGGUGACUUGUACCUUCUCCAACCCCUGUAGAGAAAUCUUUGUUUGAUAUAUAUAUUUUUUUGAUUUGGUUAGUUUCUGCCCUUAAUAAUUAAUGUAUGGUACCAAUAAAAAGAUACAUUUUCACUUUAAAA